Molecule: messenger RNA, 753 nt
Organism: Guillardia theta CCMP2712
Lineage: Eukaryota; Cryptophyceae; Pyrenomonadales; Geminigeraceae
Exons: 1
Coding region: 1-753 (250 amino acids)
Source: RefSeq, a predicted model, not a curated record
AUGUGCGAGGCCUCAGAGGAAGUUUGCGUCCGCUUGGACGAUGACCUUGAAUCUCCCGAAAUGACAUCGUUUGACUUAACGAAGAUUCAAAGUUUCUUGAACAGCCAUCAGGAAAGCAAGACGUCUUCAAAGAAAAUGUUGGGUGCCAGGGCUGUAACAGUAGCUAACCAUCCGUUCACCAUCUUGGGCGUGAAUGAAGAAUUCUCUCGAUUGACAGGAUUUAAUGCAGAAUUUAUGAAGGGCAGCAGCCUGAAAGCCCUUCAUGGCCCCAACACGAAAGUGAAUGUUUACGAAUCUGUGAUGUGCGAUGCAGCACAAGGGAAAGGCUCUCGAGAGUGUCAGCUGGUCUGCUGUCUGGCUCAAUCUAACGAGGUGUUGAUGCGACUUGAAGUCACUGCCAUCCCAUGCGGAGAGAAGGACUUGAAGAUGCUCCUAUGUGAGCUGUCUCCGGCUCGAUGCGUGCACAAGGUGGAAGAUCUGGAUAGAAGCAAGGGGGUGUGGGUGCUGCUGCAGUCGAAGCCUCACCAUCACAUCGAUGCUGUGAGUGAUCAGUGGUUUGACAUGUUCGGCAUGAGGAAUGCAGAAGUGAUCGGCCGCAGCUUGAAAGUCAUACAAGGGCCGGGAACAGACCUAAAAGCUUACAAGAAGCUCAUGGAGGACUCGGAGAGGGGCAUCGAAUGUGACACGUCCUUCCUCACUUACAAUGUGCGGGGAGAGCGACUGAUCACGCACUUUCGCUGCAUGCCUAUUUGA